Messenger RNA from Mangifera indica (mango), 2470 nucleotides. Its product is annotated as decapping 5-like protein. The record is from RefSeq and is a predicted model, not a curated record. The transcript is spliced from 7 exons. The coding region runs from base 187 to 1833 and encodes 548 amino acids. Gene Ontology annotation, cellular component: P-body. Lineage: Eukaryota; Viridiplantae; Streptophyta; Magnoliopsida; Sapindales; Anacardiaceae. Gene Ontology annotation, biological process: P-body assembly; cytoplasmic stress granule assembly. Gene Ontology annotation, molecular function: mRNA binding.
CUGAAACAAACAUAAACAUGUAACCAUAUAUUCUUUGCUUCGUUUCUGCACCAAACAAGAUCUUUCUAGAAACUCGAUCAGACAUUUUCGUUUAUCCUUCACUUUCCUUUCGCAACUUUCUUCUUCACUCGCGUACUGUUCUUCUUCUUCUCAAAACCUUGCCUUGUUAUACAAUAGCACGGAGGCAUGACGACUGGGAAUUCAAAAGCCGGAGUGGAAUCGUAUAUCGGAAGCUUCAUUAGCUUGAUUUCCAAGUACGAGAUUCGUUACGAAGGCGUUCUUUAUUAUCUCAGUGUUAGUGAUUCUACCAUUGGCCUUAAAACCGUGAGGUCGUUCGGCACGGAGGGACGGAAGAAAGAUGGACCGCAAGUUGCUGCGUCUGAUAAGGUUUAUGAAUACAUUCUGUUUCGUGGAAGUGAUAUUAAGGAUUUGGAAGUUAAGUCCUCUCCCUCUCCCCAAAGAGAGGAUCAGAUAUAUGAAGAUCCUGCUAUCAUUCAGUCACAGUAUGCUGGGGUGCCUAUGAAUUCUCCACCAUCAGCAUCAUUCAGUGGUAAAACUUUGAUGGAAUCAAUUCCAUGGCAGGAUACUUCUGCUCUGACUACUAGAGAUAAUCCAGGUGAAAUGCUUACAUAUCAACCGGUAACCCAGGUGGGUUCUCUGAAUCAAUCUGAAGCCUCCAAAAAUUCUGGUGCACAAUCAUUUUCCACACCGAUGUAUUGGCAAGGGUAUAAUGGAAGAUCUAGUAAUAGUUCUCACUCUCCACUGCAUCCUAUAUCUUUUUAUUCUCCAUCCACCGUGUCAUCUCCGUUGACAAUGCAGAAUGAUGCAGAGAAUUCUGAGCCUGAGGCUUCUCUGGUUUUCGGAUUGAUAACUGCAUUGGAGCCUGCAUCUACCUCCUUAAAUCCUAGUUUUUUGUCCCCUCUUACUCCAACACAAUGUUCGAUGUCUCCUGUUAUGCCAUUCUCAUCGUCCUCUAAGGCAUCUCCAUCAUCCACUGCCCCAUAUAUGACUGAUAACGAUCUAAACAUGUCCUUGGUUCCUUCCUCUAGCCAUUGCACAAAAACUGUUGAAGCUCAAAAUGCUUGCAAACCUAACACUGAGAUUUUGGUAGACCAUCCUGCACAGUCGAUGUCGUAUCCUGCAUCAUCUUUUCCGGGUUAUGCUUCAGGCACCUUGCUUACACCACCUCCAUCUCUGUUAACUUCAGUUCAGUUAGUAUCACCUAGACCACCUGUGCUUUCUACCACACAGAAAACGUAUGCUGAUCAGAAGGAUAUGGGUGCAUUCCAAUCAACAUCAUAUAAUCCUCCAUUCGCAUCUGCCGAAGUAACUCAAGCACCAUUGUUGCCAUUGCCAACUCCUGCACCACCGUCUAGGUACUCUACUACUCUCUUUACUGAAGAAUUUGAUUUUGAAGCUAUGAACGAGAAGUUUAAAAAGAAUGAAGUUUGGGGUUCUCUUGGAAAGGCAAAGCAAAGUGAUAAAUCAGAGGAUGUUGAGAACCAAGAAUCUGACCAGGGUUUGGCUGAUAAAGAGGCUUAUGCCCCCAUUGACAAUUCUGAACCUAAGCCUGCAUACAAUAAGGAUGAUUUCUUUGACACAAUUUCUUGUAAUUCACUUAAUCGUGGAACAAGGAAUGGGCAGAAUCGAUUCUCUGAGAGAAUGAAGCUGGAUGCUGAGACUUUUGGCAACUUCAGACAGAGACCUCAUCUAGGUUAUGGUAGUUAUGGUGGUGGACGGGGCGAUAAUUACCGGGGUUCAUAUGCCGGGGGAAGAGGAUAUGGACCAUAUGGUUAUGGUUACAGGGGACGUGGUGGGUAUAUGCAUAUCUAAUGUGGUAUGAAUUCUAUAUUUGAGAAAAAGUCCUUGUCGAUCCCAUUUUUGCCUUUCAUCUAUAUUAACCUUCUUUUCAAUCUCAAGGUGAAGUGAUGCUAGUUCAUGUAAGAUUUUUUGUUCUUUUGCCCAUGAGCUGGCCUUUCACAUAUACUAAUUGAAGGAUGAGUUAAUGAAUUCUUUCUUUUUUGUUUCUCUGUUAAUUAGGCUAUCUAUGUAACUAAUGAACCCAGGCUUCAUCCAUGUAACCCUGUUAGUAGUGCCAAGUGGAAAGAUUUUUAUGUCACCUUAUGCUGAUCAUGAUGGAGUUUUUGGAACAAUCUCUUGUUAAUUUGCUCAUUUCACAUGCGUCUGCAAGGUGGAUGCUUAUUUCACUUGUCAACCCUCAACUCUGUUUGCUAAGUUCAUGUAUAUUGAAUCGAUCGAAAAUCUUCAGGCGGUGUAGGGUGUUUAUCCAUACUCAACUGUAUUUUAUUAAUAUGAGAUUUAUUGAUAGUUUUAUAAUCUGAAAUAUAUUUUGAUAGUUUAGGAAUUCACUUUAUUAUUUAACAAAUAUUGUUUUAGGAUCUCCAAGUGAUCUUGGAUACUUGACAUAUUCAACAUCUAUCCCAUUUUAUUGAGGUUGAAUUUGGCUUAA